Molecule: messenger RNA, 1332 nt
Organism: Sporisorium graminicola
Lineage: Eukaryota; Fungi; Basidiomycota; Ustilaginomycetes; Ustilaginales; Ustilaginaceae
Exons: 1
Coding region: 1-1332 (443 amino acids)
Biological process (GO): proteasome-mediated ubiquitin-dependent protein catabolic process; nucleotide-excision repair
Cellular component (GO): nucleoplasm; cytosol
Molecular function (GO): ubiquitin binding; polyubiquitin modification-dependent protein binding; damaged DNA binding
Source: RefSeq, a predicted model, not a curated record
AUGAAGCUCCUCAUCAAAUCUUUGGCAGGGGGUAACUUCCACCUCGAUGCCGAGCUCACCGAUACCAUUGGCACCAUCAAGUCCAAGAUUCAGAAGGAGCAGGGUCAUGCUCCUGAGUUGCAAAAGAUCAUCUUCUCCGGCAAGAUCUUGACCGACGACAAGACGGUCGCAGACUGCAAUAUCAAGGAGAAGGACUUCCUCGUCGUCAUGGUGUCCAAGCCCAAGGCGCCUAAGCCUGCUGCUUCUGCUUCUGCUUCUGCUGCUGCUGUCGCUGCCGCCGCUCCUACUUCUACACCUGCUACUACUGCAGCUGACAAGCCUGCCGAGCAAUCGCCAAAGACCGACACGGCUUCCGCUGGUGCUACAGAACCAGCCGCGGCGCCGUCUACAGCCGAUGCAUCCAGCGACACCACGAUGACAGAGUCCACUCCAGCAGCCACCACCGCCACUGAAUCGCAAUCGAGUUCCGGCACUUCUGGCAGCUUCCUCACGGGCGGUCCCCUCGAAUCGGCUAUGCAAAGCAUAAUGGAGAUGGGCUUUGAACGUGAGCAGGUGCAAGGCGCCAUGCGGGCCGCCUUCAACAACCCGGACCGCGCCGUCGAGUACCUCAUGACCGGCAUCCCAGAGCACCUCGCCAACCCACCAGCCGCCGCCGCUCAACAGCCAUCUGCUGCGGAUGCCGGUGCAGGCCAACAGACACCCUCUGCGGCUGCAGGUGGAGCCCCCGCUACGCCCGCCGCGCCCUCCGCCGGCGCUGGUGCCCGUGUUCCUGCCACGCCCGCAACGCCAAGUCCCGCUGGACGUGUCGGCAACCUGUUUGAAGCUGCUGCGGCCGCACAGCAGGCUGGACGCGGGGCGGGAGCCGGUGGUGCCGGGCAUGGCGCUGGCGCUGGAGCAGGUGCAGGGGCCGGUGCAGGCGGUGCAGGCGCAGGCGGUCUGCUCGGCGAAGACGACGGCAGCGGCGAACAGGUCAUCGACCUCGGCAACCCUGCCAUGCUCGCCCAACUGCAACAGCUCGUCCAGCAGAACCCCGCGGCACUCCAACCGCUGGUGCAGGCCAUCGCCCAGUCCAACCCGCAACUCGCCGAGGCGAUGAACCACGACCCGCAGGGCGUGCUCUCGCUCCUCGCCGGCGGGGCUGCCGCGGGAGGCGACGAGAUGGAGCUCCCCACGCUUGCCGAGUUGAGCGACGACGACCGCGCGAGUGUCGAGCAGAUCGUCGCCAUGGGCAUCCCCGAGAGCAAGGCGAUCGAGAGCUACUUUAUGUGUGGCAAGAACGUCGAGAUGGCGGUACAGUACUACUUUGAGAACCCGCAGGAUUUCGAUGAUUGA